Racocetra persica is the source of this 149-nucleotide messenger RNA. The record is from the annotation of a GenBank genome assembly. Lineage: Eukaryota; Fungi; Glomeromycota; Glomeromycetes; Diversisporales; Gigasporaceae.
UAGGAUCUUCAUUUAUAAACGAUAUGAAGAUAAUUACAAUAAAUGAUGAUAGCGAUAAAGAAUGUAAUCUUGAAUCCAACAAUUCAAAUAAAGCCAAUCUUGAAUCUAACAAUUUAAAUAAAAACGAUCUCAAUUCAAAUGAAGAUUGA